UAUAUGCAGAUUUUUGGUACAAAUUUUGCACGAUGUCUUUUAUGCAAGAAAACAGUAAAUGAAAAUGUGUAUAAACAUGUUUUGGGUUUUCAACAUCAAUCAAAUUUAUUUGAUUCAGUAUAUAUUGAAAUGUUGAAUAGGUUUUAUGUCGGAUGGAGUGAACUUCCUAUCUCAUAUCGAGUAAAUGAAAUCUUUUUUCUACCCCACACUCAAGGGCAGACUAAAUGUUGUAUUUGUAAUGUAUUUAUUGGAUAUCGAGAACUAAUUAAUCACAUAAAUGGAAAGAGCCAUCAGAGCAAAAUUCCUGUUGAAUUUAUACAAUUAGAAUCAAAAGAUGGAAAAGAAAAUCCAGAUGUUAAGUGUGAUAUCUGCAAAGUUGUAGUUAACCGAAAGCAGCUUGAAGACCAUAAUAAUGGAAGAAAUCAUAAAAAUAAUUUAUCCGGCCAAUUGAAUCUGCAUCAAUCAAAUCAUGGAGAAAAGAAAUUAACAGAUAUUUUAGUUGAAUAUGAUGGAUGUAAAAUUGUUGUUUCACAAAAAGAAGAUUUAACCAAUAAUCUAAUUCCGUGCGAUAUCUGCAAUAUUUUAGUUUCACGAAAUAAACUAGAACAGCAUAAUAUUGAAAAAAGUCAUCAAAAAAAUGUCUCUCAAUUAAAUCCGAAUCAUUCAAAUUUAAUAAUAGAUAAAAUAACUGACAAUUCUGUUAAAUGUGAUAUCUGUAAUAUUGUAGUUUCACGAAAAGGCUUAGAAGAGCAUAAUAAUGGAAAAAAUCACAAAAAGAAUUUGUCAGGUCAGUUAGAUCAGCAUCAAUCAAAUCAGGGAGAAAAGAAAUUAACUGAUGUUUUGAUUGAAUGUGAUAUCUGCAAAGUUGUAGUUACCCGAAAAGAAAUAGAAGAGCACAAUAAUGGGAAAGACCAUCAAAAGAACUUAUCUGGUCAAUUUCAUCUCGAUCAAUUAAGUCAUGGAGGGAAGAAAUUAACUAGUAUUUCGAGUGAGUGUAAUGAUUGCAAUAUUGCAGUUUCUCGAAAAGAACUUGAAGAACACAAUAUUGUGCGAAAUGAUCAAAAGAAAUUAAAUCAAUCAAAUGUUGAAGGAGAAAAAUUGGCAGGUAAUUCAGUCAAGUGUGAUAUCUGUAAUAUUGUAGUUGAGCGAAAAGAAUUAGAGGAUCAUAAUAGUGGGAGAAAUCAUCAAAAGAAUUUAUACUUAUUAAAUUCGAUUAAUUCAAAUCUUGGUAUAGAAAACUUGAUAGAUAAUUCUUUUAAAUGUGAUAUCUGUAAUAUGGUGAUAUCAUGUUCAUCUAACAAUUUACAAAAAAAGUUAAUAGAGCAUAUUAAUGGAAAAAAUCAUCAAAAAAAUGUACAUCAAAUGAAUUUUAAUAAACCUGUGGAUACUGAUAGGUGUGGAGUUGUUUCACAAAAAGAGCUAGAAGAACAGAAAAACGGAAAAACCCACCAAUUGAAUUUACAACAAUUAAAUCUAAAUCAAACAAAUCUUCCAGUGCAAGAAAUGAUCGAUAAGUUUGUUCAGUGUGAUAUCUGCAAUAUUAUAGUCGGGCGAAAAGUGCUCGAGGAGCAUAAUAAUGGGAGAAAUCAUCAAAAGAAUUUAAAACAAUUAAAUAUAAAACAACAAAGUCUUGUAGUAGAAAAAUUGAACGAUAAUUUAGUUAAAUGUGAUAUCUGCAACGUUGUAGUUGGGCGAAAAGAGUUAGAGGAGCAUAAUAAUGGGAGAAAUCAUAAAACGAAUUUAAAACAAUUAAAUAUGAAUCAACCAAAUCUUGCUGUAGAAAAAUUGAACGAUAAUUUAGUUAAGUGUAAAAUCUGCGAUAUUGAAGUUGGACAAAAAAACCUAGAGGAGCAUAAUAAUGGGAGAAACCAUAAAACGAAUUUAAAACAAUUUAAGUGUGAUAUCUGCGGUAUUAAACUUUCACGUCAAGAUCUUAAAGCGCAUAAUAAUGGGAGAAAACAUCAAAAGAAUUUAAAACAAUUAAAUAUGAACCAAGAAAGUCUUGUAGUAGAAAAAUUGAACGAUAAUUCAGUUAAGUGUGAUAGCUGCAACGUUGUAGUUGGGCGAAAAGAAUUAGAGCAGCAUAAUAAUGGGAGAAACCAUAAAAUGAAUUUAAUAAAAUUAUAUAUGAAUCAACAAAAUCUUGCUGUAGAAAAAUUGAACGAUAAUUUAGUAAAGUGUAAAAUCUGCGAUAUUGAAGUUGGAAUAAAAAACCUAAAGGAGCAUAAUAAUGGGAUAAACCAUAAAACGAAUUUAAAACAAUUAAAUAUGAACCAAGAAAGUCUUGUAGUAGAAAAAUUGAACGAUAAUUUAGUAAAGUGUAAAAUCUGCGAUAUUGAAGUUGGAAUAAAAAACCUAAAGGAGCAUAAUAAUGGGAUAAACCAUAAAACGAAUUUAAAACAAUUAAAUAUGAACCAAGAAAGUCUUGUAGUAGAAAAAUUGAACGAUAAUUUAGUAAAGUGUAAAAUCUGCGAUAUUGAAGUUGGAAUAAAAAACCUAAAGGAGCAUAAUAAUGGGAUAAACCAUAAAACGAAUUUAAAACAAUUAAAUAUGAACCAAGAAAGUCUUGUAGUAGAAAAAUUGAACGAUAAUUUAGUAAAAUGUAAAAUCUGCGAUAUUGAAGUUGGAAUAAAAAACCUAAAGGAGCAUAAUAAUGGGAUAAACCAUAAAACGAAUUUAAUACUAUUGAACAAUAAUUUAGUUAAGUGUGAUAUCUGCGAUAUUAAACUUUCACGUCAAGAUCUUAAAGGGCAUAAUAAUGGGAAAAAACAUCAAAAGAAUUUGUCCAAAUUAAAUCCUAGAGAAUCAGAUCAUGCAAAAGAAAAAUCUCAAAAAAAGUGUAUUCCGGAUUUUAAAUUUGCUUUGCUUACAUACUACCCAGUACAUUUAUUACAAAAAAUGCGUAAAUAUGAAGGUAAAAUUUAUCGAAAUAUACAAAUGAUAAGUGAAUCGAAUUAUCGAUGUCUAUUAUGUAAAAUGUUCGUGGAUAAUUUAGAUGAACAUAUCUCAAAAUCUGAUCAUUUAAAAUUGUUAUCCGAAAAAGAUUUGAUAUUAUCUGUGAACAAAUUUCAUAAUUCAUGGGCAAGUAUUGAUAACUGUUUACAAUUUCAACAGAGAUAUUUUUUUCCAGCCAGUGAAACAAUGAUAUCUUGUAUCUUAUGUGCAGAGAAUAUCAGUUACAGCAAACUUGUCGCUCAUUUACAAUUUCCGGAGCAUAGUUUAAAUGGAUUGGAAAUAUCUGAUUCAGUUACAUCAUUUAAUUUAAGUAAUAAUACAAUAAAUUUAAUAAAUCAAACUAAUGAAACGGUAAAUACAAGUACUGAAUCAAUAACUUUAAAAAAUCAAACUCAUGAAACGGUAAAUUCAAGUAUCAAAUCGAUGAACUUAAUUAAUAAAACUAAUGAAACGCUAAAUUCAAGUACCGAAUCGAUAAACUUAAUAAACCAAACUAAUGAAACGCUAAAUUCAAGUACCACGGCGGUAAAUGUAAUAAAUCAAAUUAAAGAAACGCUAAAUUCAAGUACCAAGGCGGUAAAUGUAAUAAAUCAAACUAAUGAAACGCUAAAUUCAAGUACUGAAUCGAUAAACUUAAUAAAUCAAAUUAAUGAAACGCUAAAUUCAAGUACUGAAUCGAUAAACUUAAUAAACCAAACUAAUGAAACGGUAAAUUCAAGUACCAAGGCGAUAAAUGUAAUAAAUCAAACUAAUGAUAUGCUAAAUUCAAGUACUGAAUCGAUAAACUUAAUAAACCAAACUAAUGAAACGCUAAAUUCAAGUACCGAAUCGAUAAACUUAAUAAGCCAAACUGAUGAAACGGUAAAUUCAAGUACCAAGGCGGUAAAUGUAAUAAAUCAAACUAAUGAAACGCUAAAUUCAAGUACUGAAUCGAUAAACUUAAUAAACCAAAUUAAUGAAACGCUAAAUUCAAGUACUGAAUCGAUAAACUUAAUAAACCAAACUAAUGAAACGGUAAAUUCAAGUGCCAAGGCUGUAAAUGUAAUAAAUCAAACUAAUGAAACGCUAAAUUCAAGUACUGAAUCGAUAAACUUAAUAAACCAAAUUAAUGAAACGCUAAAUUCAAGUACCACGGCGGUAAAUGUAAUAAACCAAACUAAUGAAACGGUAAAUUCAAGUACCAAGGCUGUAAAUGUAAUAAAUCAAACUAAUGAAACGCUAAAUUCAAAUACUAAAUCAAUAAAUUUAAUAAUUAAUCAAACUAAAAGAACGCUAAAUUCAAGUACCAAAUCGACAAAUUUAAGUUUUAAUUUAGGUGCAGAUAAUGAAUCAGAUUCGAGUGAAUAUUUUACUGUGAGUGAUGAAAGUGAUACUGAGUCUCAGGAAGUGGAUAAUUCAUCUUAGUAUUUAACUAUUAGUAUCGCUAUGCUACAAUGGAGUAAAGAAAACAAGGUUAUUUUCGGUGCACACAAAGACAUAAAGUGAAUAGAUAAUAUUGGAUACGAUGAAAAAUCAAAAUGUUGCUUGACGUACCGAUAAAUACAUCCAAGAACUUAGUAUAUGUCAAAAAUAGUCCAAUGUUAUAUCAUUACGAUGUGAUUAUAGAAUUACUAAGAUAUUUAAGGUAGAAUGUCUGUAAACCUACUUUUUUACAGAAUAAAAUAAAAUUUUGAAGAAUAACCGCCCUCUGCAGAAUUGCUACGUUUAAAUUAUUUGCCUGUCUUUAAAAAAGAUAUUCGCCAUCAAAGUUGAACCUUUUUGCCUGGGUUAAAUGUACCAGUUGAUUAAACCUGUCACAUUGUAAAUCAUAACUUACAAAUACUCCAAUCAUCUUAGGGUUUCACCUCGGAAUCUAACGGAAUAAGCUAAUUUUUUGUACAAACCUUUAUUUUGAUAGUACAAAUGUUGUCUCAAAAAUCACAAUUGAUAACGCCUUCGCGUCGUUAGAUAUUCAAGGUCAAAGGUAUCGAAAAUCAGUUUUUUGUUAAUAUCUCAUUUCUUUUGCGUUCAAUCGUAUUAGCAUUUAUUAUAAAAGUUGUAGAGGAUAACAUUUUCUACAAAUUUUGUCUGAAACUUUUUUUUUGUAUGUUGAACCGUUUUUGCAAUAGAGGGCGCAGAAGGUGUUGCGCUAACCUUAACGAACUUUAAUUCUGGGUCAAUAUUUACAAAUAUAAGAUAUUAAAUAAUCAUUUAAGUAAUAUUUAAUGAAUGAUUAUGGACAAAAACCGCAUAAUAGACUGGGAUUCACGAUUGACCUUAUCUAUUAUACAGUUUUUCACUUAAUUAUCGAUUAAUUAUUACUUAAAUAAUUUUUUAAUACCAUAUAUUUAUAAAUAUUGACCCUGCACUAAGGUACGUAUAGCUCAGUGCUCUAUCUUCUGCUUCCACUAUUUCAAAAACGGUCCAACGUAUAAAAAAAGCUUUCAGACAAACAUUAUCUCAGCGAUACGUACCUUAGUGCAGGGUCACUUAUUUUGACUAAGAUGAUCGGGUUAAAAUUUGUUUACAGAUAUUUUUUCAAAAACAACUUAUUUUAUUCGUAAUUUAUUCGCGGCUCCAAAAUAUUGAAUUGACCUCUACUGAUUUAAAUAUGAAAUAGGAGAGAUGGGUAUAAAGUGUAGAUAUUAUCUUAGAACAUAUAAUUAAAUGAUAUAAAAAGGGAGUUUUUACUAAUUGACUUUUCGAACUAGAGUUAUGAUUAAUCUCCGUAUACUCGCGCGUUGGUCUCUCACAGACUGUCAACACUGUGAUUUUGCGAUUUUUAAUAGCUUCUUCAUUUGUUUUUCACCAUUAUUUAGUGCGAUGCAAGCGCUGGAGUCGGGUGGACGUGUGUUACUGUUAACGGUCCGUGAGACCGCCGCAUGGCCGCGAGUAUACGUGAUACCAUUUUAGGGUAUACGUGAUACCGUUUAAUUACUGAUUAAUACUAUUUUGUGCUAUUUUAUUAUUUUUGUUACUUCCAUUUAUUAUUUGCACUAGAGUGAUACU
This is a messenger RNA of Chrysoperla carnea, 5943 nucleotides long. RefSeq names its product GRIP and coiled-coil domain-containing protein PFC0235w-like. NCBI's taxonomy places the organism in Eukaryota, Metazoa, Arthropoda, Insecta, Neuroptera, Chrysopidae. The record is from RefSeq and is a predicted model, not a curated record. Gene Ontology annotation, molecular function: zinc ion binding; nucleic acid binding. The transcript is spliced from 2 exons. Bases 4 to 4359 code for a protein of 1451 amino acids.